Mobula hypostoma (lesser devil ray) is the source of this 1713-nucleotide messenger RNA. It is a transcript of the gene nudt19, whose product is annotated as nudix (nucleoside diphosphate linked moiety X)-type motif 19. Gene Ontology annotation, molecular function: hydrolase activity, acting on acid anhydrides, in phosphorus-containing anhydrides. The transcript is spliced from 3 exons. NCBI's taxonomy places the organism in Eukaryota, Metazoa, Chordata, Chondrichthyes, Myliobatiformes, Myliobatidae. Gene Ontology annotation, cellular component: mitochondrion. The record is from RefSeq and is a predicted model, not a curated record. Bases 482 to 1648 code for a protein of 388 amino acids.
GGUUACCGAGACUGUUGGUAAUCACUUUGGAGUCAGGGGGGCCAAAUAAGACAACUUCAGACUUGCCUUCAUUCAGCUGUCGGAGUAAUUUAAAUGGGUGGUUGAUAGUCGGUUUAGAAGGAAGGCUCUGUUGCCAUGUUCUACCUCUCUCUGAUUUUGCCUUUGGGCACUUCCAAAGUAAUCCCGUAAUCAUAAACCAGGGCAAUUAAAAUGCAGUAGUCUUCACACUACUGAUCUUGUGAAUAAAACAUGCACUUUACGUGCUGAACAAAAGCCGCAGCCGUUUACUUCCAAUACGAACAAGGGAAAAGCUGCAGGUGCUGGAAAUCCAAGCAACGCGCACAAAGUGCUGGAGGAACUCGGCAGGCCAGACAGCAUCUAUGGAAAAGGCAUCUAGAUACACAAGGGCCGGCGUGGAACCGAGGAACCUUGAAGCUGACAGCUAGUUCCAUGACCUGUCGUAAACUCCGUUGCAGCAAAGAUGAACAUAAACUUAAAAUACUGGAAGGAAUCAGCGACUGUGAUCCUGGCUGCAGGUAUCCGAAUGCACAAUUUGAGUAAAAGUGCUACAAAUAUGCAAACCUAUCAACAAUCACAAGGAAGGAAUCUACCUCACAAAUGCUUGGAGAAGACGGGAUAUAAUUAUACCUUGCUUAUGUUACAACGGAAUACGAGGAGCAAUUUUUUCCCCAGUGCUUAUGUGUUUCCAGGAGGUAGGAUAAGCUCAAGUGAUUUUUCCAAUGAAUGGAUCCAGUUGUUCCAUCCUUUUUGCCAGUCACCCAGCUUUAAGCUGGACACAGUCAAACAAACUGCUAGGAGGUCUCCAAUCUUUGCCACAGACAGGAAAAAGCUAGGAUCUCAAAUACCUGGAGAGGUAGCUUUCCGUAUUUGUGCCAUUAGGGAAACUUUUGAAGAGACGGGGGUACUCCUUGUGAAGCCAAAUCACCCUGAUAAAGACUUGAACAACUGUGGGAUCAUACAGCUUCCACAAUAUAGCCAAAAUAAACUUGCAAGUUGGAGGCCUCUUGUGCAGGAAAAUGCAGCAAAUUUUAUAAAACUAUGCAAAGAGUUGGACUGUUUACCAAAUAUUUGGGCAUUGAAGGAAUGGAGUAAUUGGUUGACUCCCACUUUUCAGAAAAGGAGAUUUGAUACUGCAUUCUUUAUUUGUUGUUUGGAAGAAAUUCCUUUCACUGUACAUGAUGGUCGUGAAAUAAUUUCUCACAGUUGGAUGACCCCUACUGAGGUGAUAGAGCAUCACCAAUCUGAGAAACUCUACGUUCCUCCCCCACAAUGGUAUGAGAUAGGAAGACUUUGCCGAUUUCACUGCCUUCAAGAUUUGCAGAGGUUUAGCCAAGAUCGUUCUGUGGAAGGUUGUGAACGAUGGCUUUCAGUCCGACUAAUGGCAUCUGAUGGUUUUGCCGCCUUGUAUCCUGGGGAUGAACUUCAUCCUGAAAAUCCAGAUUUCACAGGGGAAACAGAAAUAAACCUCACUUCCUCCAAAUCUCUGGAAGAAAUACGGCUAGAGGUUACCAGACUGCACCGGGCAGAAUACCGAAACCCGUAUAACUGUACUCUGUAUGUGAAUAUUGAACCCCGAUAUAAACAUGUGCACCCAUUAACAAUAAACAAUCACCACAAUAGUCUCUGAACUAUCUGACUGGCAAGCUAAAUGAAUGAGCCCAAAAUAAAAUAUCUAUGUCUCUUCAAAACAAU